Messenger RNA from Olea europaea var. sylvestris, 1503 nucleotides. RefSeq names its product probable protein S-acyltransferase 14. The transcript has 7 exons. Lineage: Eukaryota; Viridiplantae; Streptophyta; Magnoliopsida; Lamiales; Oleaceae. The coding region runs from base 208 to 1122 and encodes 304 amino acids. Gene Ontology annotation, biological process: peptidyl-L-cysteine S-palmitoylation; protein targeting to membrane. Gene Ontology annotation, cellular component: endoplasmic reticulum; Golgi apparatus. The record is from RefSeq and is a predicted model, not a curated record. Gene Ontology annotation, molecular function: protein-cysteine S-palmitoyltransferase activity.
UUAAUAGCUAGCUAAUUCGAUCGCAGUUCUAAUUGUCUUCUUUCUUUAUCUACUCCGCCCUUGGAUUCCACCGGAGUCCUACUCCGUGCCUGAUAUCCAUAAACCCUAACCAUUUACCUCAACAUUCAGGAAAUUAAAUUCGAACGAGAGAGAAACUGUAUUUUUUCCUUAUUGGGACAUUUAUUGUUGUAAUUGAUCUUUUAUAUUAUGUAUAGAUCUGGGACAGUGAUGGCAUGGAAUGUAUUCAAAUUCUGCACAGCCCUGAGGGGGCUGGGAUCGAUCAUGAUAUUGCUGGUUCUUGGCGUUGUCGGCGUCACCUAUUAUGCAGUGGUGAUUAACAAUUAUGGACCGGGACUCGAAGCCGGAGGGACCGAGGCAUUACUUGCUUUUUUCGUCUUGAUCUUGUUUCACUGUCUGUUAGCCAUGCUGUUAUGGAGUUAUUUUUCUGUUGUCUUUACGGAUCCCGGUAUUGUGCCUCCAAAUUGGAGGCCAAAAGUGGAUGAAGAAAGAGGAGAUACCGAUCCGUUGACUGCAACAGAAUUUCCAGCAGAGCUGGAGAACCGGGGAAUCCGAUUUUGCAGAAAGUGCAACCAGUUAAAACCGCCGCGGUGUCAUCAUUGCUCUGUUUGUGGGAGGUGUGUGCUGAAAAUGGAUCAUCAUUGUGUAUGGGUAGUCAAUUGUGUUGGGGCAUUGAACUACAAGUAUUUCCUUCUCUUCCUGUUCUAUACAUUCCUUGAAACAAGUCUUGUUACAUUAUCAUUGCUGCCACAUUUUAUUGUAUUCUUUACUGAUGAUGAUAUACCUGGGACUCCUGGAACACUUGCAACCACUUUCCUAGCCUUUGUAUUAAACUUGGCAUUUUCUUUGAGUGUUUUGGGAUUUCUGAUUAUGCACAUAUCAUUAGUGGCUGGAAAUACCACAACCAUUGAGGCUUAUGAGAAGAAGACUACUCCCAAAUGGCGUUAUGAUCUUGGACGGAAAAGGAACUUUGAACAGGUAUUUGGAACGGACAAGAGGUACUGGUUUAUCCCAGCUUACUCGGAAGAAGAUUUAAGGCGGAUACCUGCUCUACAGGGUCUUGAAUAUCCUUCGAAGCCUGACCUGGAUGCCCAAGAAUUAUGAGGAUCGAUUGAAAAGAUAAUUAUACUAGACAUUGAGCUCCAGACUAAUAUCAUUUUUCUGCUCAAAUUAUUACUAAUUUGGGACUGCAGAGCAAUCCAGCUGCUUUCACUCUGCAGAAUUACAGUUGAUGAAGAACCAAAGUGCUUGCUUUGUCCAGAAGUUUCCAGAUGAAAUAAGUAUGUUAGGAGAGCUGAUGAUCAGGUUUUACUAAUCAAUGUGGAAAUUUAGUUCUGUAAGAUAUGGCUGAUUUCCUUGUAAUGGUUCUUUAUAUGUUUGACUAGGAAUGUAGAUUAAUCUUAGUAUCUCACUUAAAUGUAAUAGCGUUGUAUUUUAAUGAUUUUUUUUUUUUAAUGCAUUUUUCUUUUCCGGUGUUUUGUGAAA